Belonocnema kinseyi is the source of this 2166-nucleotide messenger RNA. RefSeq lists its product as uncharacterized. Gene Ontology annotation, biological process: DNA repair. The record is from RefSeq and is a predicted model, not a curated record. The transcript is spliced from 8 exons. The coding region runs from base 67 to 1905 and encodes 612 amino acids. Lineage: Eukaryota; Metazoa; Arthropoda; Insecta; Hymenoptera; Cynipidae. Gene Ontology annotation, molecular function: polynucleotide 3'-phosphatase activity; protein binding; double-stranded DNA binding.
CGCGCGCGUGUUAAUGCGUCUUAAUUUUGCUCUCUAAUCAUUUCAAUUAUAAAAAAAUUGUGGAAAAUGACGACAGAAACGGCAAGUUGUUACAUAUUCAAAGAAGAUAAAUCAGCACCAUCGAUUUUUUUGCCAGACAAGGAGGAAAUAUUCGUAGGGCGCAGUCCCGAAACGAAGAUCACUGACACACAUUGUUCAAGGCGCCAAGUUAGACUCUACGCGAAUUAUGCGGACCAGAAAGUUAUAGUGCAGCAAGUAGGGAUCCAUCCGAGUGGAUUGAAUGGUUACAAAACCGAAAAGGACGUAAAAAUCAUAGCCCAACACGGCGAUACUUUGGAAAUUUUAUACGGAAAAUAUCCUUACCAAGUAGAAUUUAAUCCACCUCCCACACGAGCAAUUGGAACAGGAAAGCCGGAAAAAAGACUUCGCUUAGCAGAUUCAGACGGUGAAGAGAGUAAAGAUAAAAAGUUGAAAAAGGAGUUUGAUUUUGAUAGCGACGAGGACAGUUUUCAUAUUGAUUUGCCGGAAAGUUGUCCGGACAGUGAGGGAGACAUUUUAUCUAGGCUUGAUAAAGAUUUAAAAAUGGAUGACUCUGGAAAGGGAACAGAAUCGAAAAUAUUGUCUGAAUCUAGUAAGAAUUCAGAACCAACAGACGCAGAUAAGUGGGAAGAAUCUGGCAAAGGGUCUUGCUUAGUUUUUACCAGUAAGGGUGUCCAAGGUAGAUCAAAAAUAGCUGCAUAUGAUAUGGACAAGACUCUCAUAAAAACUCAAUCGGGACGACAAUUUCCUCAAGAUGCUAAUGAUUGGCAAUUAUGGCACCCAGAAGUUCCUGGGAAAUUAAAAAAAUUGCAUGCAGAUGGUUACAAAAUUGUAAUAUUUACGAAUCAGGCUAGCCUAGGCACGGGUAAAGUAAAACCGAGCGACUUUAAGUUGAAGAUUGAAAGGAUUGUUAAAAAGAUCGGUAUUCCCAUACAGGUAUUUAUUGCUGUUGGAUACAGUAAAUUUCGAAAGCCGUGUACUGGAAUGUGGGAUCUUUUGGUGCAAGAAAAAAAUGAUGGAGUGGCAAUUAAAAAAGAACAGUGUCUAUAUGUUGGUGACGCGGCUGGUCGUCCGGAACAAAAGGAAUCGAAAAGGAAGAAAGAUCAUUCCUUGGCUGACAGAUUAUUAGCUAUAAAUGUAGGACUGGAUUUUUACACUCCAGAGGAACACUUUCUUGGGCAUAAGGUUGCAAAAUACAAUCCACCGGCUUUUCAUCCGAAAGACGAGGUGAACAAAAAGACUCAUAUCACCGAUCCGCCAAAUGCAGAAGUCACCAAACAGGAGCAAGAGGUUAUUGUUAUGGUCGGAAGCCCUGGAUCGGGAAAGUCACAUUUUGCCAAAACUUAUCUGACUGGUUAUCAUUACGUUAACCGAGACACGUUGGGUAGUUGGCAAAAAUGUGUGGCUGAAACAGAAAAAGCUUUGGUUUUAGGAAAAAGCGUGGUUGUUGAUAACACUAAUCCGGACGAAAUUUCGAGAUUGAGGUAUAUUGAAGUGGGCAAGAAACACAAUGUUCCAGUGAGAUGUUUCGUCAUGGCGAUGACUAAAGAACACACCAAACAUAAUAAUAAGUUCCGAUGCCUGACGGAUCCAAAUCACCAGAAGAUCAGCGACAUGAUUCUACACUCUUACGCCAAUGUCGAGUCGCAGCUGAUCUGGCGUUGUCUAAGAUUCGUGAAGCUUCUGCUCCUACUGUGUCUUCAGUUGUGCACCUUCUUCUUCACAAAUCCUCAACCUUACAGAAAGUCCUACAAAAUGCCGAAUCUAGAGGAAGGUUUCGCCGAAAUCGUGAAAGUCAACUUUGUUCCCAAGUUCGAGACGGAAGAGGCUCGGAAACUUUAUGAAAUGUAUCUACUCGAAGAGUAAAGAUGAAUGAUCAAAGAACGACUACCAAGUCAACGAGUUUUGUAUUAUUUAAAUUCAAUUUAUUAGAAAUUAGCGAUAUUUUUGCAUUAAUUAUAAUUGUAGAAAUUAAGAAGAGGGCAUUCCAGUUAAUUUUUGCUUCUUCCCAUGAUGAUAGUUGGAAAGUGACUUGAAAAUAAAAUUGUUAUUAAUUUAUGAUCAAAUUCUAAAUCGAAAUUUGAUUACUUGUAGAGGAGUAUCAAACAGUGAUGUUAGUUUAAGCUU